Penicillium hordei is the source of this 7155-nucleotide messenger RNA. RefSeq lists its product as uncharacterized. The transcript has a single exon. Gene Ontology annotation, molecular function: 3-oxoacyl-[acyl-carrier-protein] synthase activity; fatty acid synthase activity; phosphopantetheine binding. Gene Ontology annotation, cellular component: plasma membrane; cytoplasm. The record is from RefSeq and is a predicted model, not a curated record. Bases 1 to 7155 code for a protein of 2384 amino acids. NCBI's taxonomy places the organism in Eukaryota, Fungi, Ascomycota, Eurotiomycetes, Eurotiales, Aspergillaceae. Gene Ontology annotation, biological process: DIM/DIP cell wall layer assembly; fatty acid biosynthetic process.
AUGGCUUUUAUCAAUCGCGAGCCCAUUGCCAUUGUCGGUAUUGGAUGUCGCCUUCCCGGGGGGGUCACGAGCUCGAAGGAGUUUUGGGACGUACUGCGUGAAGGCAGGGACCUGGUGUCUGAAGUACCGAGUGAUCGUUUUGAUGCAAAUGCCCUGCACGAUGAUAACCCGGCAAAAUAUGGUACCAUCCGAAGCAUCAAAGGGGGAUUCGUGGACAAAAUUCAAUCCUUCGAUGCCGAAUUCUUCGGUAUAUUCCCAAGCGAGGCAUCCAGGAUCGACCCGCAACAGCGACUCCUGUUGGAGGCUAGCGUUCAUGCGCUGGAGGACUCUGGCACAACUUUGCAGCAGGUGGCUGGAUCACAGACAAGUGUCUUUGUUGGGAUGUUCGCCAACGACUAUCUCUCCAUCCAAGGAGGAACAGAGCAACGAGACAACGUUGGUCCCCAUGUGGGAAUGGGAACUCACGACUGCUCAAUCGCUAAUCGGGUCUCGCAUCGGUUAGAUUUACGAGGCCCGAGCCUUACUCUCAAUACCGCCUGCUCGAGCAGCUUGGUUGCGUUGCAUCUGGCCUGCCAAAGCCUUUGGGCGCAAGAGAGCGAGGCUGCUCUCGUUGGUGGUGUUAAUGCCAUUCUCCGCCCCGAGUCUACGAUUUUGAUGUCCAAGGCGGGUUUUCUUUCUCCAGAUGGCGCCUGUAAAUCGUUCGAUGCGGCGGGCAAUGGCUAUGUUCGCAGUGAAGGCGUCGGAAUGGUCUUCUUGAAGCCUCUCAGUCGAGCGAUCCAAAACAAGGACAGAAUCUACGCCUUGGUCCGCAGCUCCCUUGUGAAUCAAGACGGAUACACACCAGAGGGAUUCACUGUCCCCAGCCUGGCAGCUCAGACAGCAUUACUGCAUUCGAUCUACAAAAAUUCCAACACGGACCCAGCCAAAGUCCGUUAUGUCGAGGCCCACGGCCCAGGAACCCCAGUCGGGGAUCCCAUCGAGGCAGACGCCCUUGGAAACCAGAUCGGACAGGCGCGGUCUAAAGAUAAAAAUCCCCUUUGGAUAGGAUCACUCAAGGGUAAUUUCGGUCACCUCGAGGGCGCUGCUGGAAUCGCUGGCUUCAUCAAGGCAGCACUGGUGACUUUUCACAGAGAAAUCCCCCCACAGGUCCAUUUCAAGAAUCCCAAUCCUGUAAUUGAUUUCCAGUCACUUCAGAUUGAGGUACCUACCCAGAUUACACCCUUAUCCUCAGAUGGGCAACACACGCUAUGGGUCGGGGUCAACUCGUUUGGGGCUGGGGGGACCAACGCGCAUACUAUCCUCGAAGAAGCACCGAAUGAUAUCAGUAGCUCCUAUUCUCCAGCCAGUCAUGCGCCACGCGUUUAUGUGAUUUCUGCAAGGUCUCUAUCUGCUAUGGAGCAGGUUGCUCGACAACUUUCCUCUUACCUACAACUCCAAAAGACCGCUCUAACCGACGUUGCAUACACUCUCAACAUGCGACGGAGCACCCACAACGAAAUAUCGGUCAUUGCGGCUGACACCCUUGAGGACUUGUGCUCUAGACUUGACCAUCUAAGUUCUGGACAAGUAACUAAGCAUGUGUUGCCUCUCCAGAGACGAGCAGGAAGUUCUACGAAAACAGCCUUCUUGUUUUCUGGUCAAGGCGGCCAAUGGCUCGGGAUGGGGAUGGCCCUUGCGGAUCAAGAAGUUGAAUUUCGUGAGUCUCUAGCUGCCUUUGAUGAGAUAUUCAUUGCACUGGGAGGGUUUUCAAUUUGCACGGAGAUGUCAUCAUGCGGGGACGACCUAGCAAGAAUGAACAAAACCACAAUUGUUCAGCCUGCUAUCGCAGCCAUUCAGAUUGCAUUGGCGAGAAUGUUAAUGUCUUAUGGACUCACACCAGAUGCUAUCGUGGGCCACUCCAUUGGUGAAGUUGCUGCUGCCCAUAUCGCUGGUGCACUUAGUCUUGAGGAAGCCGUCAAAGUCAUUUAUGUUCGAUCACAGAUCCAGAAUAAGGCAGCAGGCAUGGGAAGUAUGCUAGCAUCUGGAAUAUCAUCCAAGGUGGCAGAGCAACUUCUUCAGCGGCAUCAUUUUGGAGGAAUUGUGGAGAUUGCAGCUCACAAUGGCACUGAAAUGACGACUUUGACUGGGCCUACGGCAGAACUGGAACAAUUUGCCAGUAUUCUCGAGGCUCAGGGGAGCUUUGCGCGAUUCGUCAAAGUGGACGUACCAUACCACAGCCGCUUCAUGGAUCCCCUGGAAAACGAACUCGUUGCAGCACUAUCGUGUGUUCAAGGGAACCCGACCAAGACCAACUUGUACUCCACUGUCACUACGCUGAUUGAGCCUGGCACUCACCUGUCAGGUGACUACUGGUUUCAAAACGUACGUAGGCCAGUCCGAUUUCGCGAGACCAUGGAAAGGAUGUUAGAAGACGGUUGUAAUUUCCUAGUCGAGAUUGGGCCACACCCUGUCUUGGUCUCUGGAACCCGUGGUAUUGCUGAAUCUGCCAAGCACUCUGUUCACAUUAUGCCAGCCAUGAUCAGGGGGAGUAAAACUGACCCUGUCUCAUGUGUCAUCGGAGCGGCACAUGCAACCGGCGUUGACGUGGACAUUGAAUCCUUCAACGGAGGCGGGGGCCAGCUUGUCGAUCUCCCAUUAUACCCGUUUCAACGCCAGCAGUACUGGUUCGAGAACCCGGAGGCUCAGCAACGCCGGCUUGGUCAAAACAAGCAUCCAUUCCUUAGGAGCGUUCUUCGUCUUACCGAUGAAUAUCGAGCGGCGGUACGACUCAGACUGAGCACAGGCGUGUCUCCCUUUCUUGCCGAUCAUGUUAUAGAUGGGGCGGUCGUAUUUCCAAUGACAGGACAUGUGGAGUCCGUAUACAUGGCUGCGCGGGAACACCUUCCACACAUGAAAAUCUGGCUGGAAGACCUGAGGCUUGAGCGUCCUGUGAUCCUACCAUCUGCAGAGGAUCCCGCUCCGCAAGUGUUGCUAGAAAUUACAACCCCUGCGAAUGACUUUGUGAUAAGUUCACGCCCCGCAGACUCGACCCCUGAGGUGCCAUGGCAGGUCUGUUCUCGUGGACGGAUUAAUGCGUUUGACGAGCGACCGGGGGCUGCUACAGAGGCACUGGAAAGUGCAAGGUCUCGGCUGCAGGCUGGGGUGGAAGUUGAUCCUGAAAACUUUUACUUGAAACUGGAAGAGUCAGGUCUUUGGUAUGGAGAGGCGUUCAGGGGAGCUCAAAGGAUUUGGCGGCUAGGGGACGAAAUUUUCACAUAUAUAACGCUCCCGGGCUUUUUGCAUGCGGAGGCAGCACGGUUCAGAUUCCACCCGGCGCUCUUGGAUACUGCCGUACAUAUGAUUUUCGUUGACAAGGGCCAGCACGGUGAUUUCCGGUAUGUGAACCUACCUUCCCACGUUGAACAGAUUGAGAUAUUCGAAGCAGAGGAGAGUAUCACAUCUGCAUUUGUGCAUACCCAUAUUACGCUGCAUGAUGAUACUUUCCUCCGCUGCAAUACAUCAGUCUAUAGCGAAAAUGGUCAAAUCCUUGCCGUAGCAACUGGAAUCACAACAAAGCGCAUUCCGGGUCAGCAUGUGCCACGGCUUCUGGAACACGAAGUAUGUUUCCAACCUGAAACCAAGGACGGGCUGAGCAGAGUAGAGUCUGAAUUCGAUAACGUGGUGAUUUUUGAACCUGAGAGGGGGGGCCUUGACUUGCAAUGCAGCAUCCAGAGAACAUUUCCUCGCGCCCAGUUCCAUCAGAAGUUUCUAGACCAAGUUGAUGAAAACUACAAGCCCACAGAAUGGCCGUUUCUGUGGGACGCGCGCUUACUUGUCAUUAUUCCGGCGUUCAUUUCCGGUUCAUACUGCCGCGAGUUUCACCGCACCGUGGAAGUUGUGAUGAGAGUACUUCUUCUCGUCGCCACCUGGCUUCAUGAGAACCAAGGAGUUCCCACACUUGUGAUCUUGACCAAGGGCAGCUGCAUGACGCCAGCAGACUCACAAUGUGAUCCCAUUUCCUCUGCUGUGCAAGCAGCUGCCCGAGUAAUGGCAAACGAGCUGCCCCGAGUUCGUAUCCGCUGUGUGGAUCUUGCGCUAGACGAACAUCGCCAGAACAUCCCAUUACUGGAAGAAGAGUUACAAACGAAUCGGGUCGGCUAUACCGAGAGUGUCGUGGCCAUACGACCCGAAGGUCGAUUCUUCAAACGAAUUGUGGCUGUGGAUCCCGGAGAGGAGAAGAGACGCAUAGAAAAGCGUGUGCCUGCAAGAGGGGGAGCAUAUUCCUCUGAGCCCGGUCCCAACGGGACUCUCGACAAUAUCAUUAUACGGCAGAAAGUCGAAGAAGAAUUGGGACCAGAUGAUGCGAGUAUUGAAGUGCACGCCGCUGGUCUAAACAUCACAGAUGCAAUGAAUGUCUUCGGCGUGUCGAGUGAGCAAGUAAUCUCUGGAAGCCUUGCAAGUCAAAAGCUAGGACUGGAGGCCGCCGGCCGAGUUGUGGCGGUCGGUAAAAAUGUGCAAGACAUUAAAAUUGGCACUCCGGUCAUGGUUCGAGUGCCACAGAGCCUUGGAGGGCUCAUAACCGCCCACCGUAGCCUGCUAGCUGUUAUCCCGCCCUCUUUGACUUUCCCCGAAGCAGCCUGCGUUCCAGUCGCAUUCAUAACAGCAUAUUAUGCCUUGGCCUACCUCGGCAGACCAGAGUCUGGAGAACGGGUUCUCAUCCAUUCAGCAGGUAGUGGGGUGGGUAUCGCGGCAAUUCAAAUUGCCAAGCAUCUAGGUGCUCGUGUAUAUGCUACAGCUGAAACUCCUUCCCGUCGGGCGUGGGUGUUACAGAUGGGAGUCGAAGCCGUAUUGGAUCCAACUUCUGUAUCAUUCCACGAUCAGCUCAAGGCUGUAACCGGAGACCAAGGCAUGGACGUGGUGCUAAAUUCACUUUCUAGCACCAUGUUCCCACAAUCGGUCGUAUGUCUUGCUCCAUUCGGCCGCUUUCUGGAGAUAGGAAGUACGGAUAUUUACCGGAAUACGAAGCUCGGCCUCGAGCAAUUCAGCCGGAAUGGUUCGUUCUUUGUUGUUGACGUCGAUAGACUGGCAAUAGAAAAGCCGGAUUUACACUGUCGAAUGAUCAACGAAGUUUGUGCUCUGCUUGCAAACGGCCAGCUGGUACCACUCCCAGUCACCACAUACCCCAUCACGGAGGUCUCCACAGCCCUGAAGGCAGUUUCCCGGUCUACCGUAAUCGGAAACAUUGCCGUGGAACUACCAGACAACACCGAGGUUGUUACAGUACCACCAACUCAGCUAGAGCUCCGAGGGGAUCGAACUUAUAUCAUCACUGGCGGUACAAGUGGUCUAGGGCUACACUUCGCCAGGCUCCUGGUUAAGCGAGGAGCUCGUUAUCUCAUGCUUGCAAGUCGCUCAGGACCAAAGUCUGAAGAGGAUCAUGCAAUUAUUUUGGAUCUGCGACGCCACGGAGCCAACGUAAGGAUUGCGCAAGCAGAUAUCAGUAGCCUUGAGGCGGUAAUGCUGCUUUUCAGUCAUCAAACGGGCUGGCCUCCUAUCGUAGGGGUGGUUCACUGUGCAGGGAUCUUGGGAGAUAUAUAUGCUCAUGAGACAAAGAUGGAUGAUUUCUGGCAUGUGUUCAAGCCCAAGGCAUUGGGUGCAUGGAAUCUUCAUCUGGCUACCCAGAACAUGGAUCUUGACUUCUUUGUUAUGGCUUCAUCCAUCGCGAGUAUUAUCGGGCUCACAGGACAAUUCGGCUACGCUGCUGCGAACCAGUACCUAGAUGGACUGGCACAUUACCGUCAGGCAUCCGGCUUGCCAGGAUUUUCUCUCAAUCUUGGCUUACUAGGAUACUUUGCUGGUAUGUCUGAGAAAUCAACCCACAACGACAGGCUCCACGAAAUCCUGCAGUCGCUAGGGUUAGUGACCACGUGUCUUCCAGCAGUUCUAUCCGCCUUUGAGCGUGGUAUUCUUCAUGGUACUACGCAACGCCUGGCUCUUAAUCUUGAUUGGUCUAUGUUUCUCACAGCGUACCCUCAUCUGAUUCGAGAUGCUGCUUUCAUGGGGCUGAAGAAUGAGCAAGCCGAGUUAGGCAGUUCAGGGUCCACCCGAUCAAUAUUCAAUAUAUCUGGCCCACAGCGAGUGGCCAUGAUCGCCGAUACAUUAUGCUCUGGACUGGCCAAAAUCAUUGGCGUAAACCCGAGUCGGAUUUCUCUCACGGAGAAGAUCAGCCAAUACGCAUUUGACUCCCUCACUCUCACACAACUGCGAGGCGUGAUAUUGCGUGAAGUUCGGGUUCCAUACCCCCUCAUGAGGCUCUUUGAAGCGCCCAGUCUUCAGGAAAUUGCGGUGGAGCUUAAUGGCUCAUUUCAAAAUAGUCAUGUCGAAGGUGGGAACGGUACUGAUGCUGCCAACCACACCUCCGAACACGUGCCCUCUGUGGGACUGUCUGUCUUAUCAAAAUGGUUCAUUGGCGGCAAAAUAUCCAACGCCUCCUCCCCUCGUCUUGUGUGCUUCCACUCAAUGGGCGCUUCGGCUUCUCUUUUCACUCCUUUCUUGGUGGAUCCACCGCAUGGACUCAACGCAAUUGCAGUGCAGCUACCAGGCCGAGAGAAUCGAUCCGAAGAAGCGGUUUUAAGCAACAUGUCUGAAGUUGUUUCUGGCAUCCUUGGCGAGAUGGACGAAGUCGUGGGAGCCCCCAAAGUCUUUUGGGGCCACUCCUUCGGAGGAAUUAUUGCUUUCGAAGUGCUUAGAGCCCUCAGAAAACAAGAGAAACCUCUUCCACGCCUUCUGGUAACCGGCACCAUAGCACCAAAUCUCAUCAAACGUUGGCAGACGCGAGGUGUAAUACUCCAGGUCAUUCCCCAGGACUUCAGCCCCGAGUAUGCGAUGGCUAUUUCUCGAUAUAUAGAUGAUGUCGAAUUUCUUCGCUCGAUAUUACCGGCGAUGAGGAAGGACGCACCAUUACUUCUGAACUACCGAUUUAGUGAAGAGGAUCCAUUAGAUAUAGCGAUCACCGCUUUUGCCGCACGCCAGGAUGAAGUGGUGUACCCGGACGAAGUUGCUGCUUGGGGCACACAUGCGAAAGAGUUCAACAUUUUUGAGGUAGAUGGAGAUCAUUGGUUCUUGCAUCGGAACCGGAAUAUAUUGCGAGACACAUUGGCGGGGUGGGUGACUUAG